CGCUCCAGACGCCGAAUGUCUCAGUGUAAACGGGGCAUUAGGCAAUUUCUCACUGACCGACAAUCAUACAUUCGGAUUGAGGACAGCGAACACGGCCCAUACCAAUUAGGCACGCGAGGGACCCCGCAGGGAGCGGUCCUCUCACCCCUCCUAUUCAAUUUGGCGAUGAUGAGACUUCCCGCUCAGCUGGCGAGGGUCGACGGCAUCCAGCACGCGCUGUAUGCCGACGACAUCACCAUCUGGGCUAAACACGGCUCGGUAGGAGAAAUGGAGGCCAACCUGCAGCAAGCGGCGGACAUCGUAGACAACUAUGCCCGUCGCUGCGGCCUUCAGUGCUCCCCGUCCAAAUCUGAAUUUGUGCACAUACGCCCCUCACCAAAGUGCACUACCAAAAUCGACCUCUCCCUUAACAGUGGACCCAUACCCGAACACGACGAGAUCCGAGUACUGGGGCUCUUUAUUCACAAAAAUCGAAAAGCUGACACAACAUUGGCCAAAUUGCGUAAGGUGGGGGACCAGGUGGGCCGGAUGGUCCGCCGGGUUUCGAACAAGCGCGGGGGGUUACGAUGCAAAGACGCCUUGCGGCUGGCGCAUGCAUUUGUAACCAGUCGAGUCCUUUACUCGGCUCCAUACCUCCACCUACGCAAAGUUGACGAGAAUGCACUCGAAGUCAUUCUCCGUAAAAUCUACAAGCGUGCCCUCGACCUCCCGGUCAGCACCUCCAACCUGCGCCUCCUGGGCCUGGGGAUGGUGAACACCUUUAAGGAGCUGCGAGAGGCACACUUGAUGAACCAAUACACGAGACUCUCUAAAACGCCGUCGGGUCGCCGCCUCCUUGCCCGACUGCACAUCCAUCAUUCAAUACAUACGGAGGAGCACGUACAUAUCCCAUCACAGUGGAGGUAUGCCCUGCACGUGCGCCCUCUUCCGGUCAACAUGACACGAGAGGACCAUAGCGGCAGACGCCUCGCGCGGGCGGAAGCCUUGGCUCGCCACUACGGACACAAACACGGAGUCUUUUACGUGGACGCCUCCGGCCCGUACCAUGGGGGUUGGUACACGGCCGCAGUCGUCCACCAAAACACAGCAGUAAAUGGACUCACUUUCCGUGCACACAACAUUACACACGCGGAGGUGGUUGCCAUCGCGCUAGCCGCCGCAGAUCAACACUCAAGGGUCAUCAUCACUGACUCGAGGGGUGCCUGCCGCAAUAUUGAGCAGGGGCACAUACCGUACCUUGCCUACAAAAUUUUGCAAAACAGCGACUAUCUCGGUGCCCCCUCGCACCGUACGAUUAUCUGGACUCCCGCUCACACGGGCCUCGAAGGAAACGAAACGGCCGAUGCCGUCGCCCGCGCGCUCACUUUCCGGGCAUCACCUUCGUCCCCCACCGAUCCGGACCCCGAACCCAAUCCCGCCUAUACUUUCAAAGAGAUCGUUCAGCUCUACCAAUCUGACCAUGCCAUCUAUCCCAAGCCCUGUAAGGGCCUCACAAAGGCGGAGGAGCGCAUUCUCCUUCGCCUUUAUACCAAAACUCUGCUGUGCCCGGCAGCCUUAAAAUACUUUGACCCCGCUUGCACGGGGGAGUGCCAGCACUGUGGGGAAAAGUCCUCAGACAUUUUCCACAUGGUAUGGGCAUGUCAAAAAACCCCAAAUCUCACCCCCCUACCCAACCCUUCCCGGGAGGACUGGGAGGCAGCCCUGCUCGGCUGCUCUGACCUGACGGCCCAACGGGCCUUGGUCGAGCGGGCCCGGGCGGCGGCCGACGCCAAUGGGCUCCCGUAAGGGGGAGCCCACCUAGU
Molecule: messenger RNA, 1802 nt
Organism: Dermacentor albipictus
Lineage: Eukaryota; Metazoa; Arthropoda; Arachnida; Ixodida; Ixodidae
Source: RefSeq, a predicted model, not a curated record